AUGGCCACUGCUGCCAUCACCGCCACCCCGUCUUCUAUACCUCUUUCUGAGGUGCCUUUAGACUCCCGUACGGCUUCUGGAGAAUCCGGCCGUCACUAUACACCCCAACAUAUUGCAGAGGCAGAGGAGCUGCAAGAACCGUACCAGCAGCAGUAUCUCUGGGUUCCUCCUCGCAAAAGAAGACAGACAUCAGAAAGCAGCAACAAUCAUCAGACCGCCACAGCAGUAUCUGUUGUUGAGUCUGGAGCAGCAGCACAGGCUGCUGAGUCUGCUGCAGCAGCUGCAGCAGCAACUGCUGCUGAAUCUUGUGCAGCUCAAGCAUCUGUCACUCACCCCAGUGCAAGCUCUGCUCCCGCCCCGCGGACUCUGAGGUCUUUGGGCGACACUUCGCCGCUUUCGAGUUCUGGAGAUUUCUUUGAAUUUCAGCAGCAGCUUCUAGAGCAAACACACGCCUUCGUUGAAGCAGCAGCGACAGCAGCAGCAGCAGCAGCAGCAGAGGUGGGGAUGCGGCCUGCUGCAGUUGACAGCGUGAGGACAGAUUUAGACAAAGAACGACAGCAAAUGUUGCAUGCAGAUGAGAGAAAAAUGAAGUCGCCUGUACAGCAGACAGCUGGGGGCCCGCAGCAGCAGCGUACAGACACCCCGGCUUCGCAGCUUGAGCUGUGUGAGAUGGUGCGGCACUUGAAAUACUUCUUCUGCUGCUGCUACACAGCAGCAGCAGCAGCAGCAGCAGCAGCUGUCGCAGCCAUAGCAGCAGCAGCAGCAGCAGCAAACCAGACAGAAAAAAAACAAAACACAAACCGCCGAGAGGUAGAUGAAGACGGUAACCUAGCACUGACACCAGAAGAAGCCCUCGCAACAGCAUGCGAUCUGUGGGCCUCAAUGCACCGUCAGCCUCCCUCGCGCCGCAUCGGCAUUCUCGAGUUUCAGGAGCUUCUUCGUCAGCGUCUUUUGGCUCGCAACGGAGUUUUGUAUUUAAUUCCAAACAAGGGUUGCAUGCAGCCAGACGCAUCAGCAGAAGCAGCAACAGCAGCAGCAGCAGCAGCAACAGCAGCAGCAGCAGCAGCACAGCAGCAGCAGAGAAAGGCUGAUGCUGAUGCUCAGAUAAGCAGCAAACAAGACGCCGCUGCUUGGUGGAAAUUUUGGGGCUUCGCGGAGCGGGCGGCGCGGACGGCCUGCAGUGUAUUCUCGGCGAAGGCAUCCGCAGCCUUGCAGCAGCAGCAGCAGCAGCAGCAGCAGCAAGAGAAACAGCAACCGCAGCAAAAGCAGACGCAGAAACAGCAACAGCAACGGGAAGAGCAGCAUCGGGUAGAAUGGCAACAGCAACAGCAGCAGCAGCAGCAGCAGCAGCAGCAGCAAGCGAACGAACAGCAACGAUGGGGUCGGCCUUUUCCUCUGAGCUCCCCCCCACACAAAGGGCUGGUUGCUGCUGCUGCAUAUUCUAGACGCUCCUCAGCAGCAGCAGCAGCAGCAGCAGCAGCAACAGCAGCAGAAGCAGCAGCAACAGCAUCAACAGCAGCAGCUGCGAAAGAAAACAAAUAA
This is a messenger RNA of Eimeria mitis, 1542 nucleotides long. RefSeq lists its product as uncharacterized. The transcript is spliced from 5 exons. The record is from RefSeq and is a predicted model, not a curated record. NCBI's taxonomy places the organism in Eukaryota, Apicomplexa, Conoidasida, Eucoccidiorida, Eimeriidae. The coding region runs from base 1 to 1542 and encodes 513 amino acids.